AUGACUUUUGGCUGUGGUCAGGUGUUCCCGUAUAUCCACCAAAGCCUCUCCUGCUCCUGCUCCUCUUCCUCGGAGGGCCGUUUUGAGGCGUCGUACAGCUCGCGUUUUCGCUCGUUCCAUGCAAUUGACGAGUAUCGAAGGCUUACCACGAUGCUCUUCUCAGUUUGCGGGCUCGCUGCCGUGCGCUUCGCUGGCAGGUUGCAUCAGCGCAAUGCCCUCAGCGAACACAGUGUCGGAUUUUUCUCACUGACAAAAUGCUUACUUAGGCCAGCGUUCUCCGAUUGUGCACUUUUUGUUUUCUUUUUGUUUGUGUGCGGUGAAGUAGCCAUCGAACGCCCUGCCUCCAAGUUCCAUGACCCACACUACUUCCCGGAUAUUCUAGUCGUUUCAUACGUCCUAUCGUGUGUGCCUAGUGCCUGCCGAAAGCGACAGCAAUGA
Cyanidioschyzon merolae strain 10D is the source of this 438-nucleotide messenger RNA. RefSeq lists its product as hypothetical. The record is from RefSeq and is a predicted model, not a curated record. NCBI's taxonomy places the organism in Eukaryota, Rhodophyta, Bangiophyceae, Cyanidiales, Cyanidiaceae. The coding region runs from base 1 to 438 and encodes 145 amino acids. The transcript has a single exon.